Molecule: messenger RNA, 3939 nt
Organism: Closterium sp. NIES-65
Lineage: Eukaryota; Viridiplantae; Streptophyta; Zygnematophyceae; Desmidiales; Closteriaceae
Source: the annotation of a GenBank genome assembly
AUGGCACGGCAACGCUGCAGCUUGACAGUCCUCACCGUUCUCGUGUUCGCGUUGUCUUCUCAUUCGGUAACGCGCUCAUCGGCCACCGAAACUUACGAUGUGCUCUUUUACUCCGCCGGACCCUACACCCCGUGCGGCACGUCGGGUAACUUCUCCGCGGUCGGCGUGCAAGGCGCAUUAGAGCCGUACAAGGGAGAGGCGGCAUCGCCUAAAGGACAAGCGAUAUCGGGGCGAGUGACCAUUUACGAUGACUGCUACUUCGCGCUCUCAGAUCUCAGCGACCAUCGCUCCUCUCUCGACUCACACUUCCACCCAUCCCCUCCUCUUAAUCCUUUCCCCCUGCCACCCGUCCACUCCCUUCCCCACGCCCCGCUUCGCAGCAUUGGCACGGCCGUGGACGCGCCACUGUCCAUCUGGGCGGGCCCCAAGGACGUCGACCCCUACUCGCACGCCGCGCCCGUCGACCCCUACGCCGCCUCCUCCUUCCCCGCCUCCGCCGCCUCCGCCUUCGCACCGGCCAGCACCACAUUCAACCUCACGGCGACGUCGCUGAUGGCAGUGUUUCUGCAGGCGGGCGGACUCACCUGGGACGAGGCGCAGGUGCUUUACCUCUGCGCUGGGUCCGCCUCCGCGGGAAUCACGCGGAUCUACGCGCAGUUCGCGGUGGGCGGGCGGGAACACGCGGGCCCGCACGGCAAGACCGUGCGGUGGGUGCGGAAGACGGUCGGGGCGGCCGCGAGGGAGCAGCGCCUGCUCUUGCCGUCGCCCCCCGCUCGCCCGCCCCCUCCGCCCCCCAAGCCGCCUGCGCCGGGCAGCAGCGGGCCGUCCGUCGGGCUGACCAACUGCGUGGAGGCCGUGCCAGGGCGGCUGAACAUAUACUGGACCGUGCAUCACGGCGACUCGGACGCAGGUGCCGCGGGACCGCCGCAAGACGUGUCCGCAGUCACCGGGUCCUCGACCGCGCCCGGCAGCAGCAGCGCUGGCAGCGGCGCCGGCGGCGGCGGCGGGGGGAAGGGGCCGGUGGUGGAGAUAGGGAUGGAAGCGCGCGUGGGCGAGGGGUCGUGGGUGGCGGUGGGCGUGUCGCGCAACCAGACGCGCUUCGCCAUGCUGCAGAGCGACGUGACGGUGGGCGGCGUGCUGGCGGGCGGCGGAGGGGUCUUUGCGCGCGACUACCACGUCACGGCCAAGCAGACGUGCCAGCAGGUCGCGGGCGGCUUUGUCGGCGUGUGCGAGGACGCGCUGCUGGGCUCCUCCCCCACGUCCCUCAACGACGUGACCCUCGUCUCCGCGUCGCGCCGCGCUGACGUCACCUUCAUCCGCUUCACCAAGCCCGCGGCCACGGGGGACGACCGCUUCGACGCCAACCUGCUGCGCGCGCCGGGCCUCUCCGCGCUCUGGUGGGUCGUCUUCGCGGCGGGCCCGCUCGCCCCCGCGUCCAACGCCGCCGCGCCCACGCUGCUCUUCCACGACCCCGUGCUGGGGUACUUCUCUGGCGGCACGCGCAUCCCCUUCGCGCCGCCCGCGCCCAUCCGCACCUGCUCGCCCCUCUGGGGCACCAAGCCCGAGUACCACCCCCCGCUCCCCCCGUACGCUCCCCCGCCUCCGCCCGGAGCCGCUGCCCCGCCCCCGCCUGGCGCGGACGCGGCGGGGGGCGUGGCGGGGAUGCCGGGGCUGCGCGAGUGCAGCACGGCGGUGGGCGGGCAGGUCUACGCGUUCGACGCGUGCGACGCGCUGCCCGGCGGCUUCCUGCUGAUGUGGUCGCUCGCGGGCAUCACGCUGCGCGCCGCGUUCGUCGCGCAGGCCGUGCCCGACGGCGGGUACGCCGCCGUGGGCCUCUCGCCCUCCGGCGCCGUCGCCAACUCGAGCCUGCUCGUCGUCUCGUACGCGCACGCGGAGCGGGGUGCCGGGAAGGCCGCGGGCGCGGGGGCAGGCGGGGCGGAGGUGGAGGUGGGGCAGGUGGUGGUGCGCGCGGGUGCGCGGGGCGUGGGCGUGGAGGCGGUGGGGGGGGGGGAUCUGACGGUGGUGAGCAGCGUGGGGCAGGCGCGGAACGGCGCGCUGACGCUGCUCUUCUCGCUGCUGCUGCUGCCGAACCAGACGGCCGCGGCGUACCUCGUGUGGACCAAGGGGCAGCGCGCGCAGCUCUCACUCCCUGCUGCCAUUGCGGCCAACGACACGGGGGGGGUGCUGUCGCUCGAUGGGCUGGACGCGCUGAUGACGUCAGCCAUCAGCUUUGAACGCGGCAAGCCGAAAGACGACUCCAACGACACCAUCCGGCUGUGGAAGAUUCACGGCAUAAUCAGCACGGUGGCGUGGGCGUUCCUCAUGCCGCUGGGCGUGAUGGCAGCGCGCUACCUGCGCCAGGUGUACGCGCGCUGGUUCCCCGUGCACCAGGCGCUGCACCUGGCUGCCGCGUCGCUGGGCACGGUGGCAUUCACCAUGGCUCUCACCAUGCCGCACGGCGCCAUCCAGGGCCGCGCCGAUGAGGCGUCACGGGGGGCGUGCGUGGUGGCGCACACGGCCAUGGGUAUCACGCUCAUGGUCAUCGCCGCACUGCAGGUGGGUGGGGUGGGAUGGGGGUCGCUGGCUCUGUCGGCGCUGGUGUGGCGGCCGCACGAGGACAGCAAGUGGCGCCCGUACUGGCGGAGGGUGCACGCCGUGGGAGGCGCAGUGGCGCUGGUGCUGGGGCAGGCGCAGGUGCUGGUGGGGCUGUUCAUCUCCGCGGCCCCGCUCUUCUACACCGUGCUGCUGGCCGCCUGGCUCAUCUUUGCGCUGCUGCUCACCACCGCCCUCGAGCUCCACUUCUUCCCCACCUUCUACCGCCUCGCCCACUGCUGGGACUGCCUUCUGGGCGGCGACGCUGACGUGGCGUCUGACGUGGACAGCCUCUGCGCGUCCAGUGAGAGGCUGGCGGGUGGCGCGGCCAGGAAGGGGGCGGCGGCGGAGGGGGCAGGCGGCGAGGGGGGGAAGGGUGCAGCAGGGGGGUGGAUGGCGGGAGUGGUGGCGGUGCUGCGGCGCAGCAGGGGCGCCGGCAUGCUGCCUGAGCGGCCCAGGGGGCGAGGGAGGACGGCCAAAGGGGGGAAAGGUGAGGGGAGGCAAAGGGGAAGACGAGGGGUUGUGCAAGGGCGAGCGGGGGCGAGUGAGAGGGCGGGGAGAGGGGGCAGUGUGGGAGCGGGGCACAGCGGGUACAUGAGCAUGGCGGGCGCCAACGCUGCCACCGACCGCCGCUCCAAGGAGCUGCUGCCCGCUCUCCCACCCCCACACCCUCCCCGGCCCCUGCCACCCCCUGUGCUGUCGGCCCUGCCGCACUCAAAAGCACCUGCACCCCCCACCGCUGGUGGCGCUGCUGCUGCUGCUGGUGGCGGGAUUGGCACAGAGGGGGCAGGAGCUGAUGGGGGGAGAGCGAAGGGGGUGGAGGCACGGGCGGGGACGUUUGGCCAAAGCCAGACGGUGGCAGAGGGGGGUUGCAGAGAGGCUGGCGGCACUCUCGACCGUGGCGCUGCUGCUGCUGCUGCCGCUGCUGCCACUGCUGCCGCUGCUGCCACUGCUGCCGCUGCUGCCACUGCUGCCGCUGCUGCCACUGCUGCCGCUGCUGCCGCUGCUGCCACUGCUGCCGCUGCUGCUGCCACUGGUGACACUGUUGGUGGUGGCAGUAGUUCAGGUGCCAGCAGCCAACCACGAGGUGUGUGGGCGGGUGGAAUGGCAGCAUGGAAGGCGGAGGAGGCAGCGAGAGAGAGAAGGGGAGAGGGAGUGAGGGAGGGAGUGAGGGAGGGAGUGAGUGAGUACAUCCGCACGGACAAGUACAAUGUACGGGCCACGGUGGUGAGGGCGCCCGACCUUGCUGUGCGAGGGAGAGCCGCCCGGCACGGUGGGGCAGGUGCAGCAGCAGGUGGGGUGGGGCCGGGCAGCACAGUGGGCAAGGCGGGUGAGUCAGCGCAAUAA